AUGUUUGAAGAGCUUCCUCCUUCUGGCCCUGGCCGCGGCAGACACGACGGCGGCAGCACUGUUCGGAGCCGUGACGACGGAGUCUGGCGCUCUAUGCACCGCAACGAUGCGUCUCAAGCUGUUGUCCAAGUCGUCAACCAAGGCGCUGGCCAAGCUUUUCGCGACACUCGCGGCGCUCGCGGCGCCACGAUGAUCAUGCAGGGCAUCCAGCCCCUCGAUCGUGACAGCCUUCAGCCUUCUGCCACUCGUGGUACCCGUGUUGCCGAGCUUACUGCUCGUGAAAUGGAUGUGGACUUGAGAGAGAAUUUCGGACGUCGUGGCUCAGUCCGUGGGGGACGCUCCUGGGGCCGAGGCCAAUCGCGUGGUAGCAUGCGGGGACCCCGUGGUGGCAUGCGGGGACAACGUGGUAACAUGCGGGGCGGCAGCCGUGGCCGUGGUGUCUCUCGAGAAGAUGGCCGUGUUGGCUAUAGGGGCGGUCGCAGUCGCGGUGCUGACGCCCGUAACCGCGGUGCCAUUCGCCGAGGUGGACGUCGUGGAAACGCUCAGAUGGACGGCCGCGGUCGUGGUGCUAGUAACGCUGGAGUGGCCAAUGCCUCCUGGCGAAACCCCUCUCGCCGAGACGCCCCCUGGGGAAACAACCCCUCCAGUCGCCGAACCCCCUCUCGCCGAGACGCCCCCUGGGGAAACAACCCCUCCAGUCGCCGAACCCCCCCUGGCGCCGAACCCCCCCUGGCGAAACCACUCGAGCCGCCGAACCCCUACCCAGCAAUACCCCGACCAUGGAGUCGCCCGCGGGGCCGCUCGCGCGGCCGCCCCACGUGA
Molecule: messenger RNA, 822 nt
Organism: Penicillium verrucosum
Lineage: Eukaryota; Fungi; Ascomycota; Eurotiomycetes; Eurotiales; Aspergillaceae
Exons: 4
Coding region: 1-822 (273 amino acids)
Source: RefSeq, a predicted model, not a curated record